Molecule: messenger RNA, 1453 nt
Organism: Bombus terrestris (buff-tailed bumblebee)
Lineage: Eukaryota; Metazoa; Arthropoda; Insecta; Hymenoptera; Apidae
Product: sin3 histone deacetylase corepressor complex component SDS3
Exons: 8
Coding region: 301-1284 (327 amino acids)
Biological process (GO): negative regulation of transcription by RNA polymerase II
Cellular component (GO): Sin3-type complex
Molecular function (GO): histone deacetylase binding
Source: RefSeq, a predicted model, not a curated record
CCACAGCUGAUCAAUUGCAUAUAUGUUUGUUUAUAUAUUUCAAGUACAUAUACGAUAACAUAUACGAUUUCAUGUUAUAUAUUAUUCCUAUCACAUAAUAGUGCUCUAUUUACAGCUAUUUUAUUAUCAGAAUGAGUUCCGCACAUUAUGAAAAUUGAAAUUACAUAGUAUUGUUGUAAAUGGCAUUGUAGAUAUAUAAAUAACCUUAAUUGGACGCGGUUAUUUGUUUUUCUGGUUAAACUGGCUUAAAAUAUCUAGUAUUGUUAACGAAAUAUUAAAAAAUGAUUAUUGUACUGUAAAAUGUCGUAUCAGGAUUCUCCGUUUUCGACCAUGUAUGGUCAGGAUGAUUAUGAUAUUGAUGAAGACAACGAUGAGUAUUUGGAAGAUGACAGAGAUGCUGAAGAACAAGAUGAAAGUGAUGAAGAUACAGAGGAGGCAAGCGAGACAGAUCUUGGUAAAUCUGAAGAGUAUACAGAAAUAAAAGAGCAAGUUUAUCAAGAUAAAUUAGCUAGUUUAAAGAAACAACUACAGCAAUUAAAGGAUGGCACACAUCCAGAAUAUAAUCGGAAACUAAAACGCUUGGAAACCCAAUACAAAGAAAGAUUACGAUUGAAUGUAAUUUACCGUGAUUAUUUGACAGAAUGGGUAGAACGGGACUAUAUAUUAGAAAAAAAAGCAGCAGUGAAGGAAUUUGAGGAAAAGAAAAUAGAUUUAAAGGAGAACUUACUAACGGAUAUGGAAGAGAAACGGAAAAUGAUUGAAUCUGAUCGACACACAAUGGAACUCACUGGCGAUUCAAUGGAGGUGAAACCUGUAAUGACAAGGAAAUUACGAAGGCGACCAAACGAUCCUGUACCUGAGAAAGUAGAAAAACGGAGGAAACCACCUCCCGCGCAAUUGAACUAUUUGUUAGAUGAAAAAGAGAUAGAGAGUGAUUUAAAAGCUAUUAGUCGCGGUAAAGUACUGACCACUAUUCGAAAACCAGCAAUACUACCACAUUAUAAUACAGUAAACAUGCCUUCUCAACAUAUUCCUCCACCCUCUGAUACCCCUAUAAUAGAGACUAGGAUAGAAGAUGGCAAACUUCUGCAUGAAAGACGAUGGUUCCAUCGUGGACAACCAGUGUACGUAGAAGGGAAAGAUUUAACUAGGUUCGCUGCAAAUAUUUCGGCGAUAGGAACUGAAGCUAUAUGGGUGAAGAAAGUUUCGGAUGGAAGCAAGGUGCGUAUAUAUAUAUCCCAAUUAAGUCGAGGAAAAAUUUCAAUCAAAAGAAGAGCAUCCUAAUGACUAUCGUAAAAGUAUUCGUUAUUACGGGUAUAAGUGUUCAGUAAUUGUUAAACUUGUGAUACGUUAGACUUGUAGUUUAUUGAAGUUCUAUUUUCUGGAUUCAAUAUAACUCUUACUGUACUUGUCUUUUGCCACCAAUAAAACCAGAUCUUCUGAUGAUACUGUA